AUCUUUUUAUAUUUUCGAGGAUACUAAAAUGUACUCUGUUGAUUUUCCUUCGGCCACGCAAACCUCAAUAGUGAUCUUGCGUCGCCAUGCAAAGGAGCCAAAGAACAUGGUCCCCAGAUACGACUUUCCUGCAACAAGACAGAAGGACCACUCAACUCGAGGAAAGCAGUAAAUUACGAGAUGUUUUGAUUUUCCUUGAUGCAUGUUUAGGUGCGCUGAGAUAUUUUUUGGUGGGAGAACAUGGGACCCCUUGGAACUUUAUUGAUGGACCUGUCGAAUCUAUCAAAGGGAAGAAGAAAGUUGGUCCCGAAGUCAGGAUUCCGAAUACGUUUCAAACGAGGAAAGUUUAAGACAUGUUAACAUGAUAUUUUUUGUAGCAGUAUUCUCUUGUGGGCCUCAUAUGAGGACCUGAUGUAAUAGUGAUUAUUUGGGUGAGGUUGAUUUGGAAGUUUGCCAAUGCCUUGUCUGCUUGUUAGUCAACCAAGUAACCAAUCUAAGCUUGAGUGUCCCGAUCCUAGGGUGAAAACUUGUCAAGGGAAAAAAAAUAAAAAGUCUUGCAGCAGAACAUUAUGGCUAAAUGACAAAAUAUUGUCAGAGAAAGGGGACGAAAAAAGGAAAGAACCCAUAGACCGAUGAGCUCUUGAAAUACUGUUUUGCAAAGUUUUCAGAAUAGAUAAGAUUAAACUGGCGGUGGGGGAACGAUGACCGGUAGUACGUCUUUCACUUGGAAAUUUGAUAAAAAUUAAGUUUAUUGGUUAAAUAAAUGUUUUUGUUAACAAAAAUUAGAUAAAAAGUGGCAAAUGUUAAAGUGAAACCAAAUAUUUCAAGCAAGGAGUAGAAAAAGUACUUUAAACUGUAAUUAAAAAUGGUCAGAUCACGCUUCUGAAUAUAAAUGAAAGGGUAAUCCAUAAACAAGUUUGUGUGUCAUACAUUCAAUUCGUCAGAAAGAACUCCAAUGGCUUCCCUUCAAUGGCUGCGAGACAGCUUCCAUCCCUCCUUGCUAUUUGCAUCCAUCUUCCUUCUAGUCCUACUGAAAUUUCUAUUGAACGGAAAGUCGAGCAAAAGAAAACCCAAUCUUCCGCCAAGCCCUCCACAGUUACCAAUCAUUGGCAACCUACACCAGCUAGGUAGCAUGCCACACCUGUCUCUCCAACUCCUAGCUCAGAAGUUUGGUCCAAUUCUUUACUUACAACUAGGUGAGGUCCCAACUGUGGUGGUUUCAUCAGCCAGAAUGGCAAAGGAAGUGAUGAAAACUCACGACCUUGCACUUUCAAGCCGCCCCCAUAUCUUUUCAGCGAAACAUCUGUUCUAUGAUUGCACUGAUAUUGUCUUCUCCCCUUAUGGUGCUUACUGGAGGCAUAUUCGGAAAAUAUGUAUUCUUGAACUACUAAGUGCUAAACGGGUUCAAUCAUUUAGCUUUGUCAGAGAUGAAGAGGCUGCCCGUUUGAUACGUAGAAUUGCAGAGUCUUAUCCAAGCACCACAAAUCUAAGCAAGAUGCUAGGCUUAUAUGCAAAUGAUGUUCUCUGUCGAGUUGCAUUUGGAAGAGAUUUCUCACAAGGAGGAGAAUACGAUCGGCAUGGAUUCCAAAAGAUGCUUGAAGAGUAUCAAGAGUUACUUGGAGGGUUUAGCACAGGAGAUUUCUUCCCUUCCAUGGAGUUCAUACACAACAUAACGGGUAUGAAAUCAAGACUCGAGCACACAUUCCGACGAUUUGAUCAGUUUUUCGAUGAGGUAAUCAAUGAACAUCUUAAUCCUGAGAUACAGAAAGAGGAGCGCAGCAAGGACCUUGUGGAUGUUUUGCUCGAGAUACAGAAAAGUGGAUCUAACGAAAUUCCUCUCACCAUGGACAACGUUAAAGCCAUCAUCUUGGACAUGUUUGCUGCAGGAACUGACACGACAUUCAUAACUCUUGAUUGGGGAAUGACAGAGCUUAUUAUGAAUCCAAAGGUCUUGGAAAGAGCUCAAGCUGAAGUCCGAAAAGUUGUAGGAGAGAGAAGAGUGGUCUUAGAAAGUGAUCUGCCUCAGCUUGAUUACAUGAAAGCUGUCCUCAAAGAGAUCUUCCGCUUGCAUCCUCCAGCUCCGGUCUUAGUCCCCAGAGAAUCCAUGGAAGAUAUUAUAAUCAAUGGGUUUGAUAUUCCGGCCAAAACACGGGUUUUUGUCAAUGCCUGGGCAAUAGGGAGAGAUCCAGAGUCAUGGGAAAAUCCUGAGUCAUUUGAACCAGAAAGGUUUCUAGAUAGUCCAAUCGACUUCAAAGGGCAAGAUUUUGAAUUGAUACCAUUUGGAGCUGGUAGAAGAAGUUGUCCAGCAAUAACAUUUAGCACAGCAAGUGUGGAGCUUGCACUGGCUCAGCUUCUCUAUAGUUUUGAUUGGGAACUUCCCCCAGGUACUGAAGCUAAAGAUUUGGAUCUGACAGAAACUUUUGGCAUCACAAUGCACAGGAUAGCUGAUCUGAUGGUUAUUGCUAAACCGCAUUUUCCUUAAGGCAGGGCAUCAUUGAGAAAGAUAGUAAAAUAACUAGAUAAUAGCCCAAGCUUGAAGGGAAGGGUGGAAUAAGCUGUUAUCUGAUUCUAAAAUAUCAUGCUUGACUGUUCUGCAAAAUACAUUAAAGCAAUAUGCCAAUGUAAUACUUCCAACAUGGUAUUUCAUAGGAAACAAAGACCACAGAUAAAAAUAUAUACGUAACAUAUUAUGUUCAUGAGAUUGAAGUUAAAAAGCAGUGAUUAGAAAAAAACGCUCACUAGACAGACGAACGUCAAGUAGAGGCUUGUUAGAAAGUUGAAUUGCGUAAUCUGCCUCUCUGGGUAUAAGAAUCGUAACUUUUCCUUCCCUAAUCUGUACAAACAACACAGC
This is a messenger RNA of Durio zibethinus, 2851 nucleotides long. RefSeq names its product cytochrome P450 71AP13-like. NCBI's taxonomy places the organism in Eukaryota, Viridiplantae, Streptophyta, Magnoliopsida, Malvales, Malvaceae. The record is from RefSeq and is a predicted model, not a curated record. Gene Ontology annotation, molecular function: monooxygenase activity; iron ion binding; oxidoreductase activity, acting on paired donors, with incorporation or reduction of molecular oxygen.